AUGACCACCGAAAAGCCCUCAGUCGUGCUCAUCCAGGGCUCUUUCCAGACCCCCCUCGUCUACGCCAAGUUAACGACAGGACUUCGUGACCUGGGAUACCCCGUCAUCCAUCCAUCCCUCCCCAGCUGCACCAAUGUAGAGGCGGAUGACUUCCCCACCCGCACAAUGGAGGAUGACGCACGCACCAUCACCGAAACCCUACAACAGCUCAUCGAAAAAGAGGGCAAAUCCGUCGUCGUUGUCAUGCAUUCUUACGGCGGCAUUGUGGGUAGUACCGCUAUUCCUCAAUUCCUCGCCUACACUUCCCGUCAAGCAGAGGGCAAAAAGGGCGGCGGUGCAUCCGUCAUGGGGACGUUUGGCGAGUCGCCGAACAACUAUGUGACUUCUGACGGCCGUUUCCGUAUCACCAACGGGGCCGAGAUUCUGUACAGCGAUCUCCCGGACGCCGAAGCAGCCCUGUGGGAAUCGCGCCUCAUUCCGCAGUCUCACUUGGUACAAACAACGCCCACGACCCGUGCGGCGUACGAGUACCUGCCAUCUACUUAUCUCAUCUGUGAGGGUGAUCAGGCCGCACCUGUCGCAUUCCAGGGCGGAUUUGCCAAGUUGGCUCGGGCGGAGAUUGAUCGCUGUAGCGCGGGUCAUUCGCCGAUGCUGAGCCAGCCGGAGAUGCUGGUGGGGAAGAUUGCGGCAGUCGUGGAGAAGGCGGUUGCGGCGUCUACUUAG
Molecule: messenger RNA, 723 nt
Organism: Aspergillus welwitschiae
Lineage: Eukaryota; Fungi; Ascomycota; Eurotiomycetes; Eurotiales; Aspergillaceae
Product: alpha/beta hydrolase
Exons: 3
Coding region: 1-723 (240 amino acids)
Source: RefSeq, a predicted model, not a curated record